Stylophora pistillata is the source of this 1113-nucleotide messenger RNA. Its product is annotated as protein HflK-like. NCBI's taxonomy places the organism in Eukaryota, Metazoa, Cnidaria, Anthozoa, Scleractinia, Pocilloporidae. The record is from RefSeq and is a predicted model, not a curated record.
AUGGCAUCAAACGGUGGCGGUCCUUGGGGGCCAGGAAAUAAUAACAGUCCUCGAGGAAGCGGAUCUGGAGGAAGACCCGAGAUCCCAGACUUUGAAGAAUGGCUAAAACGUAGCCAAAAAAGUUUUAAAAAAGCUUUUCCUGGUGGUGGAAAAGGAGCUGGGGGCAUCAAAGGACUUUUAGGAAUCUUAAUUGUUGCACUCCUAUUUUGGGCUUCGACCGGUUUUUAUCGUGUUAGCGAAAAAGAACAAGCGAUAAUUUUACGCUUUGGGGCGGUUGUUAAAACCGUUAAAGAGUCUGGUUUACAUUACCAUCUACCUUCUCCCAUCGAAGAACACUUAAUCCAGGCUGUCUCUGAAAAACGUUCUUUUCAAGUGGGAAUGCAAACCUCUCCUUUCACCAGAACGCGUGAAGAGCAAGUCUUCAUGCUCACAGGAGAUGAAAAUAUCUUAGACGUCAAUGUAACCGUACACUGGUUCAUUAAAGACUUAGGACAGUACUUGUUCCGAGUCCUAGCGCCAGAAAUGACUGUACGUGUAGCUGCGGAAAGUGCCGUACGUGAAGUCAUUGCACAAACACUUAUGGAAUCAGCGCUGACAAAGGGAAAACAAGAAAUAGCCGCACGCAUUCAUCAAGUCCUUCAAAGGAUUGCCGAUGAAUACCAAAUUGGAAUUGAAAUCGAUAAAGUAAACCUUGUAAAAGUUGAAGCACCCCCCACAGUAAUUGACGCCUUUCGGGAUGUUCAAAGUGCUAGAGCAGACAAGGAACGUAGAAUUAAUGAAGCGCGCGGUUAUCGCGACUCAGUUGUUCCUGUUGCACGCGGUGAAGCCGAAAAAAUAAUCCAACAAGCAAAAGCGUAUCGUCAGUCUGUCGAAGCACGAGCAUUAGGUGAUGCACAACGCUUUCUUUCUAUCCUUCAGCAAUAUCGUGCGGCUCCUGAUGUAACACGCAAACGCAUGUAUCUUGAAACAAUUGAGCAAGUUCUUGGGAAUGCACAAAAAGUGAUGAUGUCUGGAAAUGCUGGGGCGACUCAAGGUGUUUUACCUUAUUUGCCUUUACCAGAUUUGCGUCCUAAGCAAGAUCAAAACUCUGAAUCUCAGGAGACAGCACAAUGA